Molecule: messenger RNA, 2263 nt
Organism: Cynara cardunculus var. scolymus (artichoke)
Lineage: Eukaryota; Viridiplantae; Streptophyta; Magnoliopsida; Asterales; Asteraceae
Exons: 3
Coding region: 268-2154 (628 amino acids)
Source: RefSeq, a predicted model, not a curated record
GUAACCAAAUUUGGGAAUUGGGAGGAAGAAGACACAGCAAGAUUCAUAAUUUGAGCUACCAAAAUUGAAAUCACAAGAAAGCCACUGUUACUUUCAAUAGGUGGUGGAUUCAAGAUCGAGGUUACGCUCUUCAUAUUCUGUUGUUCUUUUUGCAGAUCUUAUUUCUGUUCAUCAGGUGUUCAAUUUCUCAAAUCUGUUUUAUUGAGUUGCGAAAUUAGGUUCCCGAUUUUGUUCAAUUAAUGUUGACUUCUUGUUGAUGAAUUGAUUAUGAGCUGUUCUGCGAUUCUACAUGAAGUUCUAAAUCUCAAAAUGGCACCAAAGAGAGGGUUUUUCCCUCUCUUACUCAUUGCAUCUCUCUCAGCUCUCUUGAUUUUCUCUCUCCACCGUUAUUCCUCCCUUCCUCUGCCCUUGUCUCCUCCCAUGACUCAAUUCCCACUCACGAACACAAAUGUAAACAAAUUCCAAAACCCUAAUUUCUCACUCACAAUCAAAGUCCUUACUUACGAUCGCCUCCCUUCGCUCCGCCGCUGCCUACGAUCCCUUGCAGCUGCUCAUUACGAUAACGAUAAGGUGAAUAUACAUAUAUUCAUUGAUCACUUCAAGGUUUUGGAUCAAAAGGAUGAGUAUUUGGAUCAGAAACUGAAUGAAUCUCGUCUGAUUCUCGAUUUUGUUGAUGGAUUUGAGUGGAGGUUUGGGGAGAAGAUGGUGCAUUACCGGACCGGUAACGUUGGGCUGCAGGCGCAGUGGUUGGAAGCAUGGUGGCCUGCUUCCAAUGAUGAGUUUGCAUUUGUGGUUGAAGAUGAUAUUGAAUUGUCUCCCUUGUAUUACAGAUUUCUUAGGGGGUUGAUUGUUAAUUUUUACUACAAUGCUUCAAAUUACAGUCCUUGGAUAUAUGGAGCCUCUUUACAACGAGCAAGGUUCGUGCCAGGUAAGCAUGGGAACAAAAUACACUUAAACGAAGGAACACAAGUUUUUUUGUAUCAGCUUGUUGGUACCUGGGGUCAGCUUCUGUUUCCCAGACCCUGGAAAGAGUUCCGUUUAUGGUAUGAUACCCACAAGACCAAGGACGUGAAGCCAAUUCUUGAUGGCAUGGUGACAACUGGGUGGUACAAAAAGAUGGGAGACAAGAUAUGGACUCCCUGGUUUAUCAAAUUCAUUCACGCUCGAGGCUAUUUCAACAUAUACACGAAUUUUUUACACGAAACCGCACUCAGCGUCUCGCAUCGAGAUGCUGGCGUUAACUACGGGAAAACAGCAGGGCCUGAUUCGAAUCUGAUGCAGGAGAGUUCUCAUGAAAGCAACUUUUUCAAAUUGGAGCCUUUGAGAAAUCUCAAGUGGUAUGAUUUCUGUUUCAGAGAAGUAGUUCCUGAUAGAAUGGUGACGAGUGUCCAUGAACUCGAGCCUGUUCUGAAAACGGCUCGAAAGAUGAAUUCUCUUGUUCUUGUGAGCAUAUAUCGAACAUCGGAGAUGUUCACUAGAAACUUGUUGUGUCACUUUGAGCGGCUCGAUAUUCGCAACUACAUAUUUAUCGGUCCGGACAGGAAUUUCUUGCUCGAUCUUUCUAGACGAGGGCACCCGGUGAUCGACGUGAAUAGAUUUGUGGACGACAUCAAGGAAUAUAAAUCCUUUAAGUACCAGAAGGAGAUUUUCGUGAAGGCUUAUGUGAUCAAGAAAGCUUUGGAAAUGAAUUGCGACACAUGGGUGUUGGAUCACAACAUGCUUCCCGUCAAAAACGAUUUGUUUCUUGACUCGUUCAGAGUUGACUCGAGCAUUGACUUUUAUAUCGGGAAGAGACUUGGACUUUUGUUUGCCAGGGGUUCGUCAUCUGGAGUUUGGAGUGAUCGUUUUGUGAACGAGAUUGCAAGAAUGGCGGAGGACACCGAGAUGAGUAAAGAUGAGAGUGGUUUUGUGUUUUUGGCAGGGAAGGUAUUGGAGAGGAAGGGUGUCAAGUUACGAAGGGUCGAUGAAGGUGGUUUUAGUGUUGAGAUCGGUGCAGGUAACGAUAAUGGAACGUCGUUAAAGAACGAGACGAGGAUCGCGUUUUGGUCUUCUGAUUUGGGUUGGGAUUUGAUUCGGAAAAGACUUGAAUGUUUAGGUUUGUGGAUAAUAGAUGACGAAUCCAAUUGUAGGUCUGUUAUUUGUCACCCCUCGUAGCGUUUUCUUUUUCUUUCUAUUAUCAAACGAGUCAUUUGCAAAAUCCGAAAUGGAUCCAAUUUUACGAGCAUCAUUUGUAACAGUAUGUUAACGAAAAUGAGAAGUGUUG